AUGGCGAGCUGGCACUUUGACAAUGGAGACGAUUCGAUUUCACUUCUGCAGGCGGAGCUAGCUUUGUCUGAAGAGGUCGACCAAGACGAGGGACACAGGAGUGGCAUGGACGGUCUUGCCGCGGUUGCGGACACGUGUCUGCAGGAGAGAAGUGGGUCGGAGCCUGCAUGUGGCCUGGCAACUUCAUCGUUGACUCGGAGUGGGGGCCCGGCUAUGGUGACGCAAUCUCUGCCUGAAGUGGUUGCUGGGCUUGGUGCACCGGAGCAGCAAAGAAAUUCGCUAUGCCGCUGUGGACUGUUUGAGAAUGUGGUUGGCCAGCGGAAGACUGGUUUGAAGACGAAUGAGGAGGUGACUCGGUUGUUUGGGCCGAUAUGGACAUGGCUACAUCUCUUUCAGCAAUAG
Messenger RNA from Symbiodinium necroappetens, 402 nucleotides. NCBI's taxonomy places the organism in Eukaryota, Dinophyceae, Suessiales, Symbiodiniaceae. The record is from the annotation of a GenBank genome assembly.